AUGGCAUCAACCCCGCGAAAAGGCCCUCGGGGCACCCCAGCUUCCAAGAAUGACCAGAUCAAUGCCCGCGCUGCAGACCAGUCGAAAGAAUCCGCCAUACAGGAACAAAAAGCACGCGAAUUGGAGAAUGAAUUCAAGACUAAGCAUUUCGGCGUGAUGGGGGUGCUUACCUGGAUCUUAUUACUUCACAUUGCCGGCAUUUACUUCUUCACCAAGGGCUUCCUGCUCACGCGCAUGGUUCUCGACAAUAAAUCCUCCUGCCAGGAGCUUCCAUUCGAUAUCAUCCCGGGCUCCCAACACGUAACAUCAAAUCAGCAAGCGAAUGGAUGUUGGCAUCAGAAGUCUUUCGACAAAGCUGUUGUCAUUAUAAUCGAUGCCCUUCGAUACGACUUCACAGUACCCUUUGUGCCCAAGGAGGAGAGUGAGGCCGCUCACCUUUUCCACGACAACAUCCCCGUCUUUUACGAGACCGCCAUCAACAACCCGGCCAACGCUUUCCUGCUUCCGUUCAUCGCCGACGCACCCACUGCAACCCUGCAACGAUUGAAGGGACUGACCACGGGAACUCUGCCCACAUUCGUGGAUGCCGGCUCCAACUUCGCCGGCACCGCCAUUGACGAAGAUAAUCUGGUUGCCCAACUGCACAGUGCUGGAAAGACCCUCGUCCAGCUCGGAGAUGAUACCUGGCAGGCUCUUUAUCCCGGAUAUUUCGACGCCAAUCUGACUCGCCCAUUCGAUUCAUUCAACGUCUGGGACCUGCACACUGUUGACAAUGGCGUGAACGAGCAUCUGUUCCCGCUCCUCCGCCCGGAGAACAAGUCCAAGUGGGAUGUGAUCUUUGGCCAUUAUCUCGGUGUUGAUCACGCUGGCCACAGAUACGGCCCGAACCACGCUGCCAUGGCGAGCAAGUUGCAAGAAAUGGACCGUGUGAUUCGUGACAUCAUUGCCGCCCUCGACGACGAUACUCUCCUCGUUGUGAUGGGCGACCACGGAAUGGAUAUCAAGGGCGAUCACGGCGGCGAAUCGGACGAUGAGGUCGAGGCUGCUUUGUGGAUGUACUCCAAGCGUGGCACUUUUGGCCGCACAAGCAAAGAAAGCCUGCUCCCACCUAGUAAUGCAAAGGAACGUCCAAUCCCGCAGAUUGAUCUUGUUCCCACGCUGUCCCUGAUGCUUGGAAUCCCCAUUCCGUUCAACAACCUCGGCUCCCCCAUUGAAGAGGCCUUUGCUGGCCCGAAGGGCAACGACUGGGCCAAUCUGGCUACCGUGAGUCGCCUCACUGCGGCGCAGAUCAAGAGGUAUCAAGCUGCGUAUGAAAUCUCCCGCGGCGGUGCUGAUGACGAGGAGUCGUCCUCGCUUUGGUCUGCCGCUGAAGCGGAGUGGAAGGCUGGCUCGAAGAGUUUCACAUCUAAGUCUACUGCUGUUCGUUCUAGCUAUGAGCUAUAUCGCAAGUACCAGCGUCAUACCUUAGAUGUGUGCCGUGGACUUUGGACAACCUUUGAUGUUCCGAGUAUGAUUCAAGGUGUUGCACUUCUCUUUGGCGGCAUUGCUCUUUUGGUACUGUACGCUCGUGGAAUGAAGAAUGACCGGACUGAGCUUUCCUCGCAGCUCCUUUCGUUUGUUGGCGUUGGAUCUGGAGUGGGUGCUGCUGUUGGCAGUGUCUUGUCACUUUUCGGAUUCACCGAUAUGUCCACCAUCGAUCUGUCCGUCUUCCUUGCUGCGGUGGGAAGUAUGGCAGGUUCUGCAGUUGUCAUGGUCAAGAAGCCCGCCAACUUGACGCUUCCCCUGCCGAAUGGUAUGUGGGGGUGGCUCGCAUUCUUCUUCACUGUUUCCCAGUCCGUCGGAUUCGCCUCGAACUCUUAUACUAUCUGGGAAGAUGAGAUUCUUCUGUUCUUCCUCACGACAUUCGGCGUCUGUGCUGGCAUUUCAUCGAUGCGCCAGAAGACGACCACUGACCGUGUUCUGGGUGUCUACCACUCGGUCCUUUUCGUGAUUCUUGGUCGUCUGGCCUCUUUCUCUCGUCUCUGCCGUGAAGAACAAAUGCCAUUCUGUCGCUCGACCUACUACGCUUCCUCAACCUCCUCCAUCUCAGCCCCCUGGCAGCUCGGAAUCCCCUUUGCAGUCGCCUUCUUCCUCUCCCCGCCGUCAUUCUCAUACGAAGGAGCCGCAACUCUCUGGAUCAGCUACGCAUUCCGUUUCGGCCUCAUAAUCACCUCAAUCUUCUGGGUGCUUGAAGGCGCCGAUGACGGCGAAUGGCUCCCCCUGAGCAAAGAAACGCUCAAAACCAUCCGCGUCUUCCUAGCCCAACUCGUCCUAGCCCUCGCCCUCGCCGCCGGAACCGGCGCAUACAUCUACUCCAAGCCCUGCAUCAGCAUAAGCGUGAACAAGCCACCGGAAGACCCAAACGCACCCCCAGCCCCCAUAAUCGCCGGCGUGGAGCAAAAGCCCCGCACAACCGUGACAAUCCUCGGCUUCGGCAACAUGUACGGCACGCGCUUCUUCUUCCUAGUCCUCAACUUCGCGCUAGCAAUCAUCCUCCUGCAAAAGCCAAUGGGCCAAGGCGCAAUCGCCCUCCUAGUCUGGCAAAUCCUCUCCCUCCUCGAAAUCCUCGACACAAACAGCCUAACACUGUCCAACUCACCCAUCGGCCCCAUCAUCCUCGGCCUCCUGGGCUCCUUCUACUUCUUCAAAACAGGCCACCAGGCCACCCCAAGCUCCAUCCAGUGGGAAACAGCCUUCAUUCCCUUAUCAACAAUCAAAUAUCCCUGGACCCCCCUCUUCGUCGUGCUCAACACCUUCGGCGCGCAGAUCCUCGCCGCCCUCGCCGUCCCACUCACCGUUCUUUGGAAACGACCCCUCCAAACUUCAGACCGUGUUUCGGGCCAGGGUGCUAAAUCCGCGAACCCGGCGACGAAACUCCUUUCCGACGUUGUCCAGGCUGUUGCUACACAUACGCUGUAUCUGGCGACUAUCAAUCUCGCUACGACGAUGUGGGCGGGUCAUCUCCGCCGCCAUCUGAUGCUUUAUCGGAUUUUCAGCCCUAGGUUUAUGAUGGGUGCGGGCGUGUUGGCUAUUGUUGAUGUCGUCCUUAUGGUCUUUGCUGUUGGCGGGGUGCGGUGGAGUACGCUGAGUGUUGGUGAGAUCUUUGGCUGGUGA
This is a messenger RNA of Penicillium manginii, 3153 nucleotides long. Its product is annotated as mannose-ethanolamine phosphotransferase GPI13. The transcript is spliced from 3 exons. The record is from RefSeq and is a predicted model, not a curated record. Gene Ontology annotation, cellular component: endoplasmic reticulum membrane. NCBI's taxonomy places the organism in Eukaryota, Fungi, Ascomycota, Eurotiomycetes, Eurotiales, Aspergillaceae. Gene Ontology annotation, biological process: GPI anchor biosynthetic process. Bases 1 to 3153 code for a protein of 1050 amino acids. Gene Ontology annotation, molecular function: mannose-ethanolamine phosphotransferase activity.